UGCACAGAGCACUGCCCGCUCUCGCGCUUGCGCCGAGAGGGUCCAGCAAUGGCUGCGCCCGAGGGGUCCCUGAGGAAGCGGAAGGUCGUGGACGCGGACCGCGGGCCAGGAUCGCUGCCCGUGCCGGAGCCUGAUGCCGCGGCCGGUCACACUGGUCUCCGUACGGGUACCUUCUGGUUGACCAGGAUCGUGCUCUUGAAGGCCCUCGCUUUAGUUUACUUUGUGGCAUUCCUGGUGGCUUUCCAUCAGAACAAGCAGCUGAUUGGUGAACGGGGCCUGCUGCCCUGCAAGGCAUACCUGAAGAGCAUCCAGCAGUACUUCCAUGGCAGGAUUGGCUGGGAUGCCUGGAGCUACGCCCCAACCAUCCUCUGGCUACUGGACUGGUCAGACAUGAACUUCAACCUGGACCUCAUUGCUAUUCUCGGAUUGGGCAUUUCCUCCUUCAUCUUGAUAAGUGGCUGUGCCAACAUGAUCCUCAUGGCCAUGCUGUGGGUCCUCUACCUAUCCCUGGUCAACGUGGGGCAGGUCUGGUAUUCUUUUGGAUGGGAGUCACAGCUGCUGGAAACAGGGUUCCUGGGAAUCUUCCUCUGCCCCCUUUGGACACUGUCCCGGCUGCCCAAAUACACCCCCACAUCCUUGAUUGUCCUAUGGGGCUUCCGGUGGCUGAUUUUCAGGAUCAUGCUUGGAGCAGGCCUGAUCAAAAUCCGGGGUGACCAGUGCUGGUGGGACCUCACCUGCAUGGACUACCACUAUGAGACGCAGCCCGUGCCCAACCCCCUGGCCUACUUCCUGCACCAGUCACCCUGGUGGUUCCACCGCUUCGAGACACUCAGCAACCACAUCCUGGAGCUGCUGGUGCCCUUCUUCGUGUUCCUUGGACGCCGCCUGUGCCUCCUCCAUGGGGUGCUGCAGAUCUUCUUUCAGGUGGUCCUCAUUCUCAGUGGGAACCUGAGCUUUCUGAACUGGUUGACCAUCGUGCCUAGCCUCUCCUGCUUUGAUGAUGCCACGCUGGGAUUCCUGUUUCCUUCAGGGCCAGGCGGCCUGAAAGAUCGAGUCCUGAGGAUGCAGAAGGAGGAAGCUGGAGGGGCCAAGCCUGAGCCAAGAUAUGGCUGCUUGGUACGGCGUGUGGCCAACAUCUCGCUGGGCAUCCUGCUGGCUUGGCUUAGUGUGCCUGUGGUCAUCAAUCUGCUGAGCUCCAGGCAGGUCAUGAACACCUCCUUCAAUCCACUGCGGAUUGUCAACACCUACGGGGCCUUUGGAAGCAUCACCAAGGAGCGGACAGAAGUGAUCCUGCAGGGCACAGCCAGUGCCAAUGCCAGUGCCCCUGAUACUGUGUGGGAGGAUUAUGAGUUCAAGUGCAAACCAGGGAACCCCUGGAGGCGGCCAUGCCUGAUCUCCCCCUACCACUAUCGCCUGGACUGGCUCAUGUGGUUUGCAGCCUUCCAGACCUACGAGCAGAAUGAGUGGAUCCUACACCUGGCUGGCAAGCUCCUGGCCAACAAUGCUGAAGCUGUGUCCCUGCUGGCCCUCAACCCCUUUGAGGGCCGGGAGCCCCCCAGGUGGGUCCGUGGAGAACACUGGCGGUACAAGUUCAGCCGGCCCGGAGGCAAGCACGCCUCAGAAGGCAAGUGGUGGGCACGCAAGAGGAUUGGCCCCUACUUUCCCCCACUGCGCUUGGAGGACCUGAAGGACUAUUUCCAGGCACGAGGGUGGCCCCUAGAAGAACCCAUGUAGCUUUCAUCCCCCCAAUAAAGGUCAGAGCCAACA
This is a messenger RNA of Octodon degus (degu), 1767 nucleotides long. RefSeq names its product lipase maturation factor 1 (gene Lmf1). NCBI's taxonomy places the organism in Eukaryota, Metazoa, Chordata, Mammalia, Rodentia, Octodontidae. Gene Ontology annotation, biological process: protein maturation. The coding region runs from base 49 to 1734 and encodes 561 amino acids. The transcript is spliced from 11 exons. The record is from RefSeq and is a predicted model, not a curated record. Gene Ontology annotation, cellular component: endoplasmic reticulum membrane.